This is a messenger RNA of Phytophthora infestans T30-4, 1497 nucleotides long. RefSeq lists its product as uncharacterized. NCBI's taxonomy places the organism in Eukaryota, Oomycota, Peronosporomycetes, Peronosporales, Peronosporaceae. Gene Ontology annotation, molecular function: hydrolase activity, hydrolyzing O-glycosyl compounds. The record is from RefSeq and is a predicted model, not a curated record. Bases 1 to 1497 code for a protein of 498 amino acids. The transcript has a single exon.
AUGCUAACCAUUCGGUCACUGACAGCGUCGACCUUGGCGUGUGCUCUCCUGGUAACGCAGUCUCCUCUGGUUGCUGCUGACCACACGGUUAAGGCUGAUGCCUCGACUACCCUACUAGACAAAUGGGAAGGAUGGGGCACUUCGCUCUGUUGGUGGGCCAAUGCGUUCGGAGACCGUGAAGACAUCGCUGAUGUGUUCUUCACGCGUAAGGACAGUGUGAAGCUUGAAGGGGCAGCAACAGCGCUUCCAGCUUUAGGCCUGAACAUCGCGCGCUACAAUGUUGGAGGCUCAAGCAAGAACGUCAUUGACGAUGGGGGCACCGAAAUCGCUAUGAAACAGUCGGAGAAUAUGCCGCCAUUCAAGUUUAUCGAGUCGUUUUGGCUGAACUGGGUCAGCAACGACUCGACCAGCAAGAGUUGGGACUGGGACGCCGACCUAAAACAGCGCACAAUGCUUGAUCUGGCCAUUAAACGCGGCGUUGACAUUACGGAAGCGUUUUCGAACGCUCCUCCAUGGUGGAUGACGCACAAUCAUGCUACUGCUGGUGGGGAUGAUGGCAAGAAGGAUAACUUGCAAUCGUGGAAUCACGACGCGUUUGCGUUGUAUUUGGCCAUGGUCGUGAAGCAGGCUAGGGAUAGCUGGGGUGUCAACUUCACGUAUGUUGAGCCUUUCAACGAGCCGAUGAGUACGUGGUGGACGUUCCCGGGCAAACAAGAGGGUUGUCACUUCGAGGUGAAGACGCAGAAUAGCCUCUUACUACAACUUCGAGGAUAUCUGGAUAAAUUUGGACUAAAAGAUGUGAUCAUUGCAACGUCCGACGAAAAUACGCCUUCGAUAGCCUUGUCGACACUCACAAGUAUGUCUGGAAACCCCGAUGUGAUGACAACUUUUGGUAAGGUGAACACGCACGGUUACGAAGGACUCAGUCCAUACCGUGGAAAGGAUCGUGAGCCUUUGAAGUCGCUCGUAACGAAGUCAAAAAAGACUCUGUGGGACUCGGAAUACGGCGAAAAGGAUGGAACGGGGCUUGGGAUGGCCGAAUCGAUCGCCUUAGAUAUUAAUCAGAUGGGCGUGUCGGCGUUCGUGUAUUGGCAAGUUCUUGACGGUGGUGGCUGGGGUCUUAUUCAGUCAAGUCCAGGCAAUAUGACCAUAAGCGCGCCCAACACCAAAUACUACGCGCUGGCUCAAUACUCACGCCACAUUCGGCCGGGCAUGGCUAUCCUCUCGACGGACGACGUGAAUACCGUAAUGGCCCAUGAUGCCAAGUCCAAGUUGUUGGUACUUGCUACAGUGAAUACGGGGGAUGCGGCCUCGAAAGUCACAUACGACUUGGCAAGUUUUAAGACAGUUGCUGGACCUGUGUCUGCUUGGACGACGGAGACGAGCGGUAAGGGAGCGCUCUACAAGGCGUCGACGGUGAAGCUGUCUGGCACGUCGUUCAGUGUGUCGAUCCCGGCUGCGUCGGUGAUGACAUUCGAGGUUGAAGGAGUUGCUUAA